AGAAGGUUUUGCUCGCAGCUGCCACUCCCGAACGACGGAGUUCUUGCAAUGUGUGAGGUCUGCCAUAAUUUAUUAAAAGGGUCUGUACCAACUUCUAACUCUGAAAAAUCCGGAAUCCGAAAUCCAAGAUCCGAAGGCAACCGAGUGGAAAAUACGGAUGAUCCUGAUGCAGAACCGCUAUUUCAUAUCUACUUCGAACUAGAUUCAUUUUACCGACCGUGCUUUAUAAUAUUCCUUUAAAAUCCCCUAAAGUCAGUAUGGCCAAUUCUUUUGAUGAAUUUGCACGUUCUAUCAGCGAAGAGGUUACCUGUGCUAUCUGUCUGGAGGAGUUGAAGGAACCCAAGAUGUUACUAUGUUCUCAUAAUGUCUGUAGACAAUGUUUGGAACUGAUGUCUAGAAACAAAAACUUAAUAGACAUCGUUUGUCCAGUCUGUAGAAAACCCACACCGAUUCCUAAAGGAGGUGUGAGAUGUCUGCCUACCAAUGCAGCCAUAAUUCGAGUCGUAGAAGCCACUCUGGCAAGGAAAGCGAGAAUCGAGAUCCAAGAGUCUCUUUUAACAGAGAAACCAAUGGUUGAACUGUUGGCGAAAAAAAUCUCAGACCUUGACAAGCCUUUGAGGGUUUUAAAGGAGAUCCAGGAAAAAGCUGACAAGUUAGUCAAUGUUAUAAGGAAUCAGGAAGCAAACCUCUGUCGAGAAGUUGAGGAAUUUUAUGGUAGAAAGUGUGAGACCAUCGACGGAGAGAAGAGUGACUUGGACAAACUACAUUCAAGUGCGUCAAAAUGUGUACAAGAAGCAGAAACGAUUCUAAAACAAAGGUGGCCUGAUCCUACGAAGACAAUAAAUGCUGCAAAAGCUCUUAAAGAACAAAUUGAGAAGAUCACUGAAUUAGAUCUAAAUCGAGAUACGUCCACACUCGAAGAUCUUGAGUUUAAAAUGAAUGCAGAAGCUAAUAUCCGCGGCAUACUUAAAGAUGAAACUUUUGGAAAAUUAUUUACUUCCGCAAGCAACAAAGCAGCCCUUGGGGAUGACUCGAUUCUCCAAGCGAGGGCAACUACAGAGAGCAAGUCAGACAUGAUGAGCGAAUCUUUACGAGGGGCUUCUAAAACGCCUUCUAAAACCCAGAGUACUAUGACCACAAGAAGCCAAGUAAGGGACAUUGCAGCAAACAAUUCAGAGCUGGUAAUGAGCGAACCUUCAAAGCACCUGAAGCUAAACCUAGUUCCCUUUGUCACUGGGGAGAAUUAUUGUGACUUCUGUGCGCUAGCUGCUAACCUUAUUUGUAAAACCUGCCUUAAAACAAUAUGUGAUAAAUGCAAACAUGUUUAUACACAAGAUCUUUGUCCACCAACAAAGAGAGAUCAUCAGUUUGAGAAUAUAAAUGAACAAUCUCCAAGUACAAACAAAGCAGCAGAUAAAGACUCAAGCUCAUCGUGGUCAUGUGAGCGUUGCACGUUUUUGAAUUCCUCAAGAAACAGAAUCUGUGCUGUAUGUGCAACUUCAAGAGGAGUGAAUCAGGUUGCCUUGCCAAAAAAUGGCAGAAAGUGUCAUAGCUGCACAUAUGCAAAUGAAAAAGGAGCUACAAUUUGUAAGAUGUGUCAUUGUACACUUGGACUAGAUAACCCAGAAUCUUACAUUUAA
Molecule: messenger RNA, 1640 nt
Organism: Actinia tenebrosa (Australian red waratah sea anemone)
Lineage: Eukaryota; Metazoa; Cnidaria; Anthozoa; Actiniaria; Actiniidae
Source: RefSeq, a predicted model, not a curated record